Penicillium odoratum is the source of this 1698-nucleotide messenger RNA. Its product is annotated as alpha-amylase. Gene Ontology annotation, molecular function: alpha-amylase activity; calcium ion binding. NCBI's taxonomy places the organism in Eukaryota, Fungi, Ascomycota, Eurotiomycetes, Eurotiales, Aspergillaceae. The coding region runs from base 1 to 1698 and encodes 565 amino acids. The record is from RefSeq and is a predicted model, not a curated record. Gene Ontology annotation, biological process: carbohydrate catabolic process. The transcript has 8 exons.
AUGCAAAUGCCACCGACAAUGGGGUGGAAGGUUUUGAUUCUCGGACUUUUAACAUCUCGUAUUGCUCAUGCAGCUUCACGAGAUCAAUGGAUUGGGCGGUCAAUCUACCAGGUGGUCACCGAUCGCUUCGCUCGAUCCGAUAACUCAACUACUGCUUCCUGUAAUGCAGGACUGGGGAAGUAUUGUGGUGGAAGUUUGCAGGGCAUCAUAAACAAGCUGGAUUAUAUUCAGGAACUCGGGUUCGAUGCAGUUUGGAUCUCUCCAGUGCAAAGCCAGGAGCCAGAACGAACCGCAGAUCUCUCAGCAUACCAUGGAUAUUGGCCAAACGACCUGUACUCGAUCAAUCCCCAUUUUGGCACUUCCGAUGACCUUCAAACGUUAUCCGCAGCGUUGCACGCCCGUGGCAUGUACUUGAUGCUGGACAUUGUCGUUGGUGACAUGGCCUGGGCCGGAAAUGCCUCCACUGUCGACUACAGCACGUUCAAUCCAUUCAAUGAUCAGAAGUAUUUUCACGAUUACAAGCUACUUUCUGAGGAUCCCGCAAAUGAAACCUGUGUUCUGGAUUGCUGGAUGGGAGACAACACUGUAUCGCUUCCAGAUCUGCGAAAUGAGGAUCAGGAUGUUCAGCAGAUGCUGGGCACCUGGGUUUCGCAGCUGAUUUCGAACUACUCCGUUGAUGGUUUGCGAAUCGACAGUGUCUUGAAUAUCGCCCCCGCCUUCUUCACCAAUUUCGGCAAUUCAGCGGGCGUGUUCACUAUGGGCGAAGGAGCCACAAAAGACGCAUCCGGUUACUGUUCUCUGCAGCCCAAGAUAAGCGGGCUUCUAAAUUAUCCGUUGUAUUAUAUCCUCUCAGAUGCCUUCAACACGACGAAUGGGGACCUGAACACAAUCAUACAGUCUAUCGACUACAUAAAGACACAUUGCAAGGACGUUACUUCGUUGGGAGUGUUCACAUCGAAUCAGGAUGUCCCUCGCUUCGGCUCUUAUACGUCAGACAUAUCGCUGGCUCGCAACAUUCUCACAACCAGUAUGCUCGCUGACGGUAUCCCUAUUCUCUACUACGGGGAAGAACAGCACCUGUCAGGUGGGUUCAACCCUGUCAACCGGGAGGCCCUAUGGCUUACCAAAUACUCAAUGAACUCGACCUCCCUACCUUUGCUGGUCCAGUCGUUGAAUCGUAUACGAUCAUAUGCGAGCGGCGACGGAGAAAAGUCCACGGUGGCCCCGAAGUUGGGGAGUGACUAUUUGUCGUACCUCUCAUUACCAAUCUACAACUCAACAAACAUUUUGGCCAUGCGCAAGGGAUUUACCGGUAACCAGGUUGUGAGUGUGGUGUCCAACCUGGGAGCCAAGCCAGCCGCCAAAGCCACCACUAAAAUCACGCUUGGCUCCGACGGCACGGGAUUUUCAUCUGUACAAAAUGUGACUGAGAUCUUUUCCUGCAAAACAUACUUGACUGAUCAAAGCGGAAAUAUCCAUGUGGACCUCAGCUCGGAUGGAGGGCCUCGGGUGUACUAUCCUACUGAAAGCCUGAACCGCAGCACUAAUAUUUGUGGAAAUCACGCCAUUGGUCAAUCAUCGACAGCCUCGUCAACAAAGACUUCCACCGGCGCUGGGAUUUCUUUGUUAGGCUUGUUGUGGGAGACGAGAACAUUGAUCUUCACGGCCGCAUUGGCUUUGUCCUACAUCUCCAUCUAA